CGUGGUUGCAGCUGCUCUAAGUAGCUCGAGAGAGGCAGACAAACAAACAAAACCAAAGGACCUGUCAACAAAUGUGCUAGGGUCUAUUCUAUAAAGGUGUCAGCCUUUAAUCAUAUUUCUACCGCGUCAUUUAGUCGAUAUAUCUGCUCGUCUAUCAUGGCUGACGAAACGCCAUUUGAGCAAGAGUACUUCCAAAGGGGCGGGAAUGCCUCAAUUUCGAACGGCAUAUUGAGAGCAAAGAAGAUCGAGGAUCUCCAAUCCGUUGCCAGUGCCUUGCCCAAUCCACCAAAUCAUCCACCCGAUGCCAACAAUGUGCCCGCGCCCUCAGCCGUGGAAGUUGAGUUGCAGAUGCUCGAACCCGUUUGGUUUGAGGCCUUGUGUUGGGAAAACAAAAUGGCCAAUGAUGAGCAGAUCGAAACCCUGUUGGAUCUAAAGCUCCAGCAAGCCAGGCAAUUGAUUCCCGUUCGUUGGAUGGCCGAGAAGGCAUUCAAAGCCAAUUGUCAAAUGUUGGAGCAAAUCUAUGACAGUCUCGACCAAGUUCUGAUCACCCUCCAAACAAAAGAGAUUGAUGACCCCUCGGUAAGAAUUGAGGAAUAUCAAGCUCAGCGAGCCAUCCAGGAUUGGUCCAAGACUCGACAACCCGUUUUUGAGGCCAAUUACCAAGAGGCCAGUCGUGUUUGGUACAAACCCGAGGUUGACCCACUCACCACACUCUUUACUUCCAUUCGGAAUAAGUUUGGCAAUUUGAUUGCCCGAUAUGAGUAUGAGUGUUCCAUCCGACCUCCUUUGGGUGGCUCCGCACAGAGUGACUCAUGCGCUCAAUUGGGCCCAAUGUCAAUGGAACAAUUCAAUGUGACUGACAGGAUCGAAGUCUUUGACGGUGAUCUCAAAGAUCCCAAAAUAAUGGCCAAGUUCACCCAUUGGAAGAGUCGAUGGGAAGCUCUUGUUGCAGAGAUGAAGGCCCUACCCGACUUCAACACAGUCCUGCUCUUUGACAAGUUGAAGCAUGUCUUGAGCAGACAGGCCUUUAAAGUAGUGCACCAUCAUCCACCCACAUGUGCGGACUCCUACAAAGCUGCCAUGAGGGAUCUUUCUAACAAGUUCGAGAACCCAAUGACUACGGCCACUUUUUUCAUGAUGCGAGGUCUCACCCAAAGAACUUGGUCAGCGAAACAAUUUGAAUAUGCCAAGGAAUCCUUUAACGAGCUUCGACACAUCAAGGACAUCUUUGAAAAGGAGAAGGUUGAUAUUUACAACUUUGCUCUGACUUGCACAUUCCUCAAGGCCAUGUCCAAGGAAAUGGUAGCCAAGUGGGACCAAUACAAGAUCCAAGUGAAGACUGACUACCAAUUGAAACGAGCCACCGCCAAGAAGAAUGGAGACACUGUCCCCGAAGAAUGGAAAAGUGGCAUGGUCGAAAAUUACGAGCAAUUCAACGCCUGGCUCCGUCUCCAAAGUGCCCAACUCAAGCAGGCUCAAACGGCUCGGGUUAAGGGACCAUUGAGGAAGCCAAUUGCCACUCCAUUGACCAAACCUUUGCACGUGCAAUCAAAGACACCUUCUAAGGAGCAGUGUUUCUUGUGCGGUCCCAAAGGGUCAAACGGUCCCGCUCACUACAUGAGUCGAUGUCGAAGAGCGUUAUCCAUGCCUCUCAAGCAGUGGAAAAAGGUCUGUCGCCUUCGUUUCAUUUGCUACAAGUGUACCAAUCCAGAAGAAUCCGACCACCAAUGUGACGUCCAAUGUCGUCUUUGUUUCGGAAAACGAGAGGAGAUCAAUCAUCAUAUUGUCAUGUGCCCUUUGAACAAGUUCAGAACGGCUGCUUUGGACAAGGAAUGAAAAAUUCGUGGAAACCAAACCAAUAUCCACGAUGAACGAGCUAACGGGACUCGUAAUUCGUAGUAAAAUGAAGUUUCCGCUUUGAAACUUAUAAUUUGCUUGGUGUUUACUCUCACCAAAAAAUCAUUGAAUUUGACCCCUGUCUGGGAUCAUUAUUUUUUGUGUUUUUCUAAGUUACCAGAGGGAGUCAAAGAAACGGUCCAAGGAAAAGGCUGCUCAAUGGUC
This is a messenger RNA of Tigriopus californicus, 2061 nucleotides long. RefSeq lists its product as uncharacterized. Lineage: Eukaryota; Metazoa; Arthropoda; Copepoda; Harpacticoida; Harpacticidae. The record is from RefSeq and is a predicted model, not a curated record. The coding region runs from base 157 to 1836 and encodes 559 amino acids. The transcript has 2 exons.